Molecule: messenger RNA, 537 nt
Organism: Linum trigynum
Lineage: Eukaryota; Viridiplantae; Streptophyta; Magnoliopsida; Malpighiales; Linaceae
Source: the annotation of a GenBank genome assembly
AUGCUAGAAGGCAUUAGGGGGUACAUGAUGGAUAGGGUGGUUAUUAAACACAAGAUGUUGCUAGAAACUACUGAUAUGCUAUGUCGUAGGAUUAGGAAACGUUUGGAAAAGGAUAAAGAGUUUGCUAGGCUGUGUGUGUCUAGACAUGCUUUGCAUGAUAGAUGUGAAGUAAACAACCCUCCGCGAAGAGGAAAGCGUGUUGCUGUCCAAGAAGAAGGUAACAAUGCGAGGCCCAGAUGUGGCAAACACUGCUCCAAAUGUGGACAACCCACAUACAAUGCGAGGACAUGCCCAUUGAAUAGUGGUUUGAGGAUACAUGAUGUGAGAUUGAAUGUUGUUGAUCGAGUUACGGUUGAAAGGGAGUUACGCCGUGCAACUCAAGGUGUGAGUGUUUAUGUCGAUGAGAACACGGGAAACCAAUAUGUUAGGUUGAAUGGGGAUCGUGGGAGACCUCAUGGAGAUCCACUGCCAGUUCGUGCAACUCAAGCUUUAGUGGUGGACUGGCAUGGAAGCCAGCCACCAACAACUCAGCCUUAG